UACACUCCCAGCGAAUAGGGUUUGUAAUGGCAGCUUCACGGGACCCCUAAACCACUCUCACAAAUAAGGGAGAAAUGCGUCGAUUAAAAUGGACUAAAUCGUUAAAGGGAAUAUUAACACUUCAGCUGUGAAUCGAUUUACAGACAGAAGAGGAACCGGAGGGAUAUAUUUCUUCACAGCGCCAGUCUGUGUGUGUAAAGCGUAUUUGUUGACCGCACUGGGAACUUCUCAAUGAUGCCUGAGGUACGGGACCUUUCUGAUGCCCUACCAGAGAUGCCAAUGGACCCAAUCACUGGCGUAGGAGUUGUGGCCUCAAGAAACAGAGCUCCCACCGGCUAUGAUGUGGUCGCACAAACUACAGAUGGUAUUGAUGCAGACUUGUGGAAAGAUGGCCUGUUUAAAUCCAAGGUGACCCGCUAUCUGUGCUUCACCAGAGUUUUCUCCAAGGAGAACAGUCAUUUAGGAAACGUGCUUGUAGACAUGAAGCUCAUUGAUAUCAAGGACACGCUGCCUGUGGGAUUCAUUCCCAUACAGGAAACAGUGGACACUCAAGAGCCGGCGUUCAGGAAGAGGAGGUUAUGUAUUAAGUUCAUCCCGCGAGACUCCACCGAAGCUGCCAUCUGUGAUAUCCGUAUUUUAGGACGCUCCAAACAGGCGCCACCGCAGUAUACAUUCAUAGGAGAGCUGAAUAACAUGGGCAUCUGGUACCGAAUGGGAAAAGUGCCACGGACCCAAGACUCUUCACCCGUACAGAACAACUCCAUCACCACCACCACCAACAACAUCCAGACUGUCACCAACAACUCCAGCUCCACUCCAGCACCAGUCCUGCCCAAGCACAUAUCCAUGACCCUGCCGGCCUGUUUCAGGAAAAGCACCACCAGACCAGACUUUGAACACCAGAACUCCAACCUCUACGCCAUCUCUGCCAUGGACGGAGUGCCUUUCAUGAUCUCGGAGAAGUUCGCAUGUGCCUCCAGUGACUUACAGCAGGUGGAUCUAAUGAGCAUCAGAAUCAAAUCACUUGCCGAGAUUGAAAAAGAGUAUGAAUAUAGCUUCCGGACGGAGCACAGUGCUGCCGCCCGCCUGCCGCCCAGUCCCACCAGAACUUCACUGGGAUCAGAAGCCUAAACGCUCAUGAGGUGGAGGAAACCGAGAGAGAGAGAGAGAGAGAGAGAGAGUCUGACUUCUCAUGACAUGACCUGAGCAGAGACAAAGGGGACUGCUGCUUUACUUCUCAUUCUUUGAAUUUAAAACAGAGAUCCACAAAUCAGAAAAUAUGGAAAAUUAUUCACUUUUUUUGUCCAAAAAUAACAGAAAUAUCGUUUCUUGCGGUCAAGUUUAGUUCUUCAGUUAAUGCUGCUUUUUCACAAAGAUCAUUUGAGGCUGAGCAGAUCUUCAUUGUUACAGCGAUCAAAUCAAAACCACUACAGUGUCGUAAAGGGAUGUCCGGGGUUAAAUGGAGUGGCCUGUGGAAACUCGUGUUCUUUAAUUGUGUUGAGUUCUGACUUAUUCUGGUAUGCUGUUACUAUGGUGACUUCACGAAGGGUCGAACUUUGAUGCACCCUCAAUAAUUCACACCUGAGCCCUUUGUGGAGUCCCAUUGCUUUGCUUGAGGUUUUGUUUAGAUCACUGCGACUGCAUUACUUUUUUGUUUCUGGGAUUUGAGUCGUCCGGUUAUGAAGCCCAGUUCACUGUCCUGUUACAGAACUUCAGCAACAUUUCAAUAUCAUUGUGUGUUUGUCUGGAAAACUAAGAGAGAUUAGAACAAAAACACUCCCAACUGCGAACAAAACCUUGUAUAUAGACUGGCGAUGAAUCAGGAAUGUGUUGUUUUAGAGUUGUGUGUUACUUGUUUUCCCUUUUUUGUCUUUGUUACAUCCUUUCUGAACUGAGAAAUGACUCCGAUCACAUGUGACAUUUGACUCAUUUUCUUCCUGCUGUCAUGUUUGAUGGUGCUCCAGCUCUUUGGAUAUCGAUUUUGCCGGUCCAUUUGUGGCUUCUACAGUUCAUGGUGAUAUUUUAAAAAAACAAUAAUUGUCCCUACAUUUCCUGGUCCGUAUUUCACCUCAAAAUCAAAAGGAAAUAAGAGAAAUUAUAUUUUGUUUAAAAAGCAGCAGCAGCCUAUUUUAAGGUCCAUUAAGAUUGGUUUGCAUCGUAACAUUAUUUAAAUGACGAGUAAAUAAAUAUUGUCUAAGUUGAGCUCAAUCGACAGUAUUUGUGGCAUAAUAUUGAUUACCACAAAAGUCAAUUUCGACUCGUCCCUCAUUCUAAAACAAAUCUGGGUUACAGUGAGUCACUUAGAUGGAAGUGAAUGUGGCGUUAAAAUUCUCACUUUUUCAAAAGUACAGCCAAAAGACGUUAACAAUAUGUGUGUUAGCGUGAUUUUAGUGGGAUAAAAUAGUUUACAAACCUUUUCCGUUUAAAGUUACAGCCAAUUUUACAACUUGAUGUGAUGAUGUAAUGUCAACAUUAACUUUACAGCUCAAGUAAUACGCAAGUAUUAACAAAAUAAUUAUUUUAAGUGCUUUUAUACAAUUACAAGCUUCACAUUUCUGCAUUUAAACCCUCGAAAAAUUGCCCCCCAUUCACUUCCAUUGUAAGAGCCUCACUGGAUCCUCCAUAUUUGCUUUUUUUAAAGAUAAGAUUUAAAGUCAAAAUAAUUUUUGUAGUAUUCAAUAUUAUGCCGCAAAUGCUGAUUGAGUUGAACGUGGCUCGAACCCUAAAAAUUCCUUUUGAGCACAUUUCCUCGAGAAAAAAUUCUCGUCAUUACCGUAAUGCAGAAAUAAAAAAAAGUUACUAUUUGCCGCAAUGCAGAAAAUCAUAUUCUGAACACAAUUUUUAUUUUAUUAAAAUGAGCAAAGACAAAUACUUCCAUGAUAAAUUAAAAACAUUUGAAUCUAUCAAAUUCACAUUUAUUUUAGCAUUAAAAUAAUGAGGAUUAUGGGGGAAAUGUGCUUAAUUGUUAUGAAAAUAAUGUCAGAAUGCUAAAAUAUUAGUUUCUCAUUUAUUUCUUCGGAUUUUUGGUGAACUACAACACGGACAUUUCUUGCCAGUUUUUGUGAGAUUCCGUCGAAUGUCCUGUAAAUAUUUUUAAGGUAACUUUACUGUUAAUUCUUGUGAUUUGGUAAACCAUGCGCAGCCCACACAGUGAAGUUUGGAGUCGGCGUUGCUCGUUAUUUACGCUUUGUAACCGUGUCAUUGCUCUUUAUAUAGUGAUGAUUAUUAUGGUGGAAGUACGGUGUUAUUUUUCGAAGCGUUUCUUUACAAUGUCCCACGGAAAUGACCGUCUCAGGUGAAAGUGUUCGGCUUGGAAACACCAAGUGACUAAAGAGUCGAGUCCUUUGAGAUGGUUAGACACCUUCACUGUGAGACUUUAAUCAAACCCUCAAAUGGAUUCAAACUUUCUUAAGUUGCUAUUAGUCAUGAUUUUCAAACAGCUACAUAAUAUUAUUAUGCAAAACAAAACCUCAAAUUGAAGUCUUUAUAUGGUUUUCCAGUCUGGCUUUGGACCUUCAGACAUUCGAAAUCCAAUUUCUCAGACAUUAGUCAAAACUGUUCUUGGAUUACAAUUCACAAGCAGUUAUUUCUCCGAUUGGAUAUCAAGUAGGUUCAAAUGAAAGGUUUAAUGCAUUUGGGGGAAACCACUAAUUCAACCGUUUGUAUCUGUUGAAUUUGAUGUCCAAAUGAUGUGAUCCACUUUGCUGUCAAACUUGCGAAAGCGAACAAGUAACUUUCUAGAUCACAGUCGGUUUUUGUUUGUACAGUUAUCUUUCUUUGUUCAUAGACAUUUAUAAUCAUGGCCAUUUUAGUUGGUUACUAUUUUAUUUUUAUUUUUUUAACUCCAUAUUUCAGAUGCCCAAUAAGAAUGCAUGCUAUCUGUUUUUGUGUUUUUUUCUAAUAUUAAAGUGAGGUUUUAAUUUGUUAUUUCAUAGUACUAUUUCUUUUUAUUAUUUAAUGAUUUUAUAUGAAGACUAAUUUAAAUGUUUAGUAAUGUUUAGUAAUUUAGCUAGUUCGUUGCCCCCAGAUAUUUUUAAUGUUAUGAUUGAUGUGCUUUUAUGGUCACACAAACAAACACAAUUAAAGAUGUUUAGUUACUGCACUGCGUACGUGAAUAAACUCCUUCACAGUUUUAUAAACGGUUCAAUGUGUUUCAUCCAGUUCAAAAGUCAUUGUUUCGCCGCUGCUGUGUGUCGUUGUGACUUUGCCGUUUUUCAUCUGAAUUUCUUUCUCAUAUAAAUGUCAUGCCACUGUUGAGAUUUAUGCUCUAUUAUUCUAUACUGUCACUUUAAACUCUAUUCAUUUUCACUCCGCAGAGAAACAAGGGGAGUUUGAUGUACAUGUACUGGCAGAGGUUAAUAUCUGCUGCAAUUGAUGAAAGGUCCUCCAAUACAGUUUGACUUUGCUGUGGCAAAUAGGGUUGAGUGGAAUAAAAAGUGGCAGUUUUUGCUUAAUGUAGGGGAUGGCAACCUAUGGCACACGUGCCAGCAUUGGAGAGGAGUACAGCCUUGGCCAAAAGUAUUGGCAGUGACAUAAUUUUGAGUUUUGCAACGUUUUCUGCUUCAAUUGCUGUGGUGUUGAUUCACAUUGUUUCUAGAUUAUUGUGCUGAGUGAUCAGAUGCAUUUUAAAUCAUUGCAAAAAGCUUAAUUGGCCCAAAAAAUUACUUGAUCACAAAAACCCAAAUUUCACUGUUUUUUGGCCCUGGCACAAAAUGACCAGCUAACAUAAUUUCACUAAUCAUAUCUGCAGAACCUGGGAAAGUGUGAACGAGUGCUAGUCGGGUGAAAUCACUCCAUCAUUCUGAUUGGAUUAUAAGAGCAGACUGAUUGCUAUAAAAGGAGUGAAGAAGUGCUUCCAAUCAUUGUGUUCUUGUUAGCAAUGGUUACCUCUAAAAAAGACGUGCAGCCAUCAUCGCUUUGCAUCAAACUGGCAUCACAUGCAAGGAAAUUGCUGCAAAGAAUAUUUCACCUGAAUGAACCAUUUACCAGAUCAUCAAGAACUUCAAGGAGAGCAGUGAAGAAGGCUUCAGGACAUCCCACAUUCUCCAGCAAGUGUCAGGACCGUCUCCUCCUUAGUAGUCAGCUAUGGAAUCAUGUCACCACCAAUGCAGAGCUCAAUAUUGGCCGCAGGUUGGUGUGAGCACAUCUGCACGCACAGUGAGGCGAAGACUUUUGGACAAUGGCCUGGUGUCAAGAAGGGCAGCAAAGAAUCCACUUCUCUCCAAGAAAAUCAUCAAGGACAAACUGAAAUUCUGCAGGAAGUACAAGGAUUGGACAGCAGAAGAUUGGUGCAAAGUUAUUUUCUCUGAUGAAGCCCCCUUCCGACUGUUUGGGACAUCUGGAAAAUCGGUAGUCCAGAGACGAAAAGGUGAACACUACCAUGAGUCCUGUGUCGUGCCAACAGUGAAGCAUCCAGAGACCAUCCAUGUGUGGGGCUGCUUUUCAUCACAGGGAGUGGGCUCGCUCACAAUCCUGCACAAAAACACUGCCAUGAAUAAAGAAUGGUAUCAAAACGUCCUGCAAGAGCAACUUCUCCCAACGAUCCAGGAGCAAUUGGGUGAUGAUCCGUGCAUUUUCCAGCAUGAUGGAGCACCAUGUCACAAAGCAAGAGUAAUAAUGAAGUGGCUCUGAGAUCAUUACAUUGAAAUUUUGGAUCCGUGGCCAGGCAACUCCCCGGAUAUUAAUCCCAUAGAGAACCUGUGGUCAAUCCUCAAAAGGUGAGUAGACAAGCAGAACCGCACAAAUUGUGAUCAACUCCGAGCACUAAUAAGUCAAGAAUGGAUCGCCAUCAGUCAGUAUUUGGCACAGAAGCUGAUAAUCCAGCAAGCAAGAGCGAAUUGUUGAGGUCACAAAGAACAAGGGUCAACACUGUAAAUAUUGACUCUUUGCAUAUAUUGAAUGUUUUUGCCAAUAAAAGCCUUUAAAACUUAUGAAAUGUUUAUCAUUGUUUUCCAGUAUACCAUAGAAACAUGUGAAAAAAGAAUCUACAAAUACUGAAGCAGCAAACUUUGCAAAACACAAAAUUGAUGUCACUGCCAACACUUUUGACUUUUAACCAGUCACUCUCAAAAUUACAUUAAAAGGUUAACAGUGGUGGAGCUAGGGGAGGCCGUGGGCACCAUGGACCGAAGCCAGGCCACCCCACUCGCAAUUGCUGUUUUAGUCAUUUUUUGGCACAAUUUAGUUCUUUAGUGGUGAAAACAUCUCUGUACAGAUGUACAAAAUUAACAUGUGCGCACACCAAUGUUGACGCACCUCUCCGUCCCGGGUGUCAUUGUAUCCACUCAACCCCAAUUUUGGAAAAUCACAUACAUGCACAUAUAUAUAAAUGAAGAGACCACUCCAAAUGCUUCUUAAAUCAGUAUCUCACAGGGGUGGACUGUCCAUAGGGAGAACCAGAACUUUUCCCGGUGGGCCGGCCACUUAACGGGUCGAAUGGGCCGCGAUAAGAUGAAGGGGUCAUGACAGGCUGAAGAGGUCCUCCAAACGGGAUUGGACAUCAGCACAUUAACUAGGAAAAUAAAGAAUGGCACUCCAUGUCAAACAGGUUGCCGACUCCUGGUUGAAUGGAUCAUCUAGGCAAGAUCUAAAACGGCAAAUUCUAUUUUGGAAUGUCUCUUAUCACCUACAAUUAAAGGGAAGCAUUUAUAAAGCAGGGCCAUAGAAAUGUGAUUUUUUUUUUUUUCCCGAAUGUGUACAGUGACAAGAAAAAGUAUGUGAACCCUUUGUAAAGACCUGAAUUUAUGUAUACAUUUGUAUUACCGUUUGGUUUGAUCUUCACCUAAGUUACAAUAAUGAACAAACACAAUCUGUUUCAACUAAUAACUAAUUAUUGUACUGUUCUUGUAUAUAUUAAAUACAUCAU
Messenger RNA from Xyrauchen texanus (razorback sucker), 6865 nucleotides. RefSeq names its product multivesicular body subunit 12B-like. Gene Ontology annotation, cellular component: late endosome; ESCRT I complex. The record is from RefSeq and is a predicted model, not a curated record. NCBI's taxonomy places the organism in Eukaryota, Metazoa, Chordata, Actinopteri, Cypriniformes, Catostomidae. The transcript is spliced from 10 exons. Bases 232 to 1131 code for a protein of 299 amino acids. Gene Ontology annotation, biological process: regulation of epidermal growth factor receptor signaling pathway; viral budding; virus maturation.